This is a messenger RNA of Closterium sp. Naga37s-1, 3213 nucleotides long. The record is from the annotation of a GenBank genome assembly. NCBI's taxonomy places the organism in Eukaryota, Viridiplantae, Streptophyta, Zygnematophyceae, Desmidiales, Closteriaceae.
AUGCUUCCCUCCCUUCCCCCCCUAAUUCCCCUCCUUUCCCCCCCUGCUUCCCCUCCUUUUCUCCACUGCCUCCCCUCCUUUCCCCCCUGCUUCCCCUCCAUUCCCCCCUGCCUCCCCUCCUUUCCCCCCUGCCUCCCCUCCUUUCCCCCCUGCCUCCCCUCCUUUCCCCCCUGCCUCCCCUCCUUUGCCCCCCUGCUUCCCCUCCUUUGCCCCCUUGCUUCCCCUCCUUUCCCUCUCUGCUCCCCCUCCUUUCCUCCCUUGCUUCCCCUCCUUUCCCUCUCUGCUCCCCCUCCUUUCCUCCCUUGCUUCCCCUCCGUUCCCCCCUUGCUUCCCCUCCUUUCCGCCCCUUGCUUCCCCUCCUCUCCCCCCCUCCUUCCCUUCCUUUGCCCCCUUGCUUCCCCUCCUCUCCCCCCCUCCUUCCCUUCCUUUGCCCCCUUGCUUCCCCUCCUUUCCCUCCCUGCUCCCCCUCCUUUCCCCCCUUGCUUCCCCUCUUUUCCCCCCCUGCUCCCCCUCCUUUCCCCCCUUUCUCCCAUGCUAACCCCCUCCCCUUGCUUCUCCCAUGCUAACCCCCUGUUCCCUCCCUCGUCCAAUCUCCUCACUUGCACCCUUCCUCUCUUCCGCACUUCCCCCUUUCCUCUCUGUCCCGCCUUUCCUCCCUUGCUUCCCCUCAUUUCCUCCCGUGCUUCCCCUCAUUUCCUCCCAUGCUUCCCCUCAUUUCCUCCCGUGCUUCCCCUCAUUUCCUCCCGUGCUUCCCCUCAUUUCCUCCCGUGCUUCCCCUCAUUUCCUCCCUUGCUUCCCCUCAUUUCCUCCCGUGCUUCCCCUCAUUUCCUCCCGUGCUUCCCCUCAUUUCCUCCCGUGCUUCCCCUCAUUUCCCUCCCUGCUUCCCCUCAUUUCCCCCCCUGCUUCCCCUCAUUUCCCCCACUGCUGCCCCGCAUGUCCCUCCCUGCUUCUCAUCAUGUCCCUCCCUGCUUCUCAUCAUGUCCCUCCCUGCUUCUCAUCAUGUCCCUCCCUGCUUCUCAUCAUUUCCUUCCCUGCUCUCCCAUAUCUCCCAUAUCUCCCCUGUUUGACCUUUUUCUUGUUCCCCCUCCCAGUCCCUCGUAUUGUCCCCCUCUCCCUCGCUGUUGCAGUGACUACACUGAAGAUUUUUCUGAUACUGCAACUCGCCUCAGCCCAUCAUCCCAUGCCAUGCUCGUAGAGAAACCAGGGAUACAAGCAAGCGCACACGAUGAAAUCAUGUAUGGGGAAACAGUGAUGGAUGGGUGCACAUGCAUGGGAACUAGAGGGCGGAAAGUGAGAAAUGAGGGGGAAGGGGAGGGCAUGAAAAGGAAGGAAGGGUUGAGAAGGGAUGGGGAAGGGAAGGGUAGGGCAGGGAGGGAAAGGCAGGGAUUGGGAGGGCAGGUGGGAAAAGGGCAGAGGGUGGGGGGAAGGAGGGCUGAGGGUGGUGGGAAGGAGAGUGAGAGUGCGAGAGGAUGGAAAGAGAGUGCGAAAGGACUGAGAGAAAGAAGGGGAUGGGGGGAAGCAGGGAAGGGGAUGGGGGGAAGUAGGGAAGGGGAUGGGGGGAAGCAGGGAAGGGGAUGGGGGGAAGCAGAGAAGGGGAUGGGGGGAAGCAGGGAAGGGGAUGGGGGGAAGCAGGGAAGGGGAUGGGGGGAAGCAGGGAAGGGGAUAGGGGGAAGCAGGGAAGGGGACUAUGCCAUCUCAUCCCAUGCUCCAUCCCUCCAUCGCACACAAUCCCUCCAUCUCACACCAUCACCCAAUUUCAAAUCACCCCCCCGUCUCACACAAUCCAUCCAACCCCCUCCCAUCCAACACCAUAUUUCAAACCCCCUCUGUCCAUCCCUCUCUCUCCCUCCUCCUCUCUCCCUCCCCCUCUCUCCCUCCCCCUCUCUCCCUCCUCCUCUCCCCCUCCCCCUCGUUCCCUCCCCAACUGUCUCCUCUGUCCCUCCCCCUCUGUCCCUCCCCCUCUCUCCCUCCCCCUCUCCCCCUCCCCCUCUCACCCUCCUCCUCUGUCCCGUGUAUGUGGGGGGGAGGAGGGCGGGUAUGUGGGGGGGAGGAGGGCGGGUAUGUGGGGGGGCGGAGGGCGGGUAUGUGGGGGGGCGGAGGACGGGUAUGUGGGGGGGAGGAGGGCGGGUAUGUGGGGGGGCGGAGGGCGGGUAUGUGGGGGGGCGGAGGAGGGGUAUGUGGGGGGGAGGAGGGCGGGUAUGUGGGGGGGAGGAGGACGGGUAUGUGGGGGGGAGGAGGGCGGGUAUGUGGGGGGGAGGAGGGCGGGUAUGUGGGGGGGAGGAGGGCGGGUAUGAGGAGGAACACGGGGGCGUGUGGUGUUGGGCGAAGGCGGGUGGUGCGGGGGGAGGAAGGUCGGUGCUGUGCGUGGGGGAAGGCAGGUGGUGUGGGGAGAAGAAGAUGGGUGGUGUAUGUGGGGGGGAAGGCGUGUGGUGCGUGGUGCCGGGGGAGCAGCCAUGGGCGCGGGCUCUCAGGGACGGGGGGAGGGAGGGGAGGGGGAACUGGGGGAGAGGGGAGGGGGGAAGCGGAGCGGAGGAGGGCAGUGGGGCGGAGCAGAGGGGCAGAGAGGAGGGGGACGCUGAAGCUAUGUCGCAGCCACCAACCGAGCCGACAUCCUCGACCCCGCUCUCAUGUGCUCGGGGCGGCUCGUGCCUUGAUGCCACUCUCCUCCCUCUCGGCCCACCACCCCCUUCACCCCCAUUCUCCCCGUUUCUCCACCAGGUGGUGGGAGCCACGAACAGAGCUGACAUCUUGGACCCGGCUCUCAUGCGUUGGGGUGGCUCGUACCCGGCUCUCAUGCGUUGGGGUGGCUCGUACCCGGCUCUCAUGCGCUGGGGUGGCUCGUACCCGGCUCUCGUGCGCUGGGGUUGGCUGGACAGGAAGAUUGAUGAAGAGAGUGGGGACCGUGAGGUGCAGCGAACGAUGCUGGAGCUGCUGAGUCAGCUGGAUGGCUUCAGUAGUGACGACAGAAUCAAGGUGGUGGCAGCCACCAACCGAGCUGACAUCCUGGAUCCGACUCUCAUGCGCCCGGAGCGACACGGGCUCAUUCACCCCCAUUCAAACCCCUGUCACACCGUGUCUCACCAGGUGGUGGCAGCCACGAACCGAGCUGACAUCCUGGACCCCGCUCUCAUGCGCUCGGGGCGGCUGGGCAGGAAGAUUGAGUUCCCACACCCCACUGAGGAGGCACGGGCUCGCAUCCUGCAGGUGAGGUGA